This is a messenger RNA of Poeciliopsis prolifica (blackstripe livebearer), 17635 nucleotides long. RefSeq names its product splicing factor proline/glutamine-rich (gene sfpq). The record is from RefSeq and is a predicted model, not a curated record. NCBI's taxonomy places the organism in Eukaryota, Metazoa, Chordata, Actinopteri, Cyprinodontiformes, Poeciliidae. Gene Ontology annotation, biological process: regulation of DNA-templated transcription. Gene Ontology annotation, cellular component: nucleus. Gene Ontology annotation, molecular function: RNA binding.
UGGGCGGAGUCAUGAUUUUCUUCUGUGAAAGAAAGACUGGUUUCUGCUCGACCGUUGGUCGCCAUUUUGAGGACCUCUAAGGCGCUGUUAAAGUUCUAUCUACGCAGUUAAUUUUUUGAGUUUUUUUAAAAAUAGUACUUUCGCUCACUUAAGGAUAAAUGUCUCGAUUCAACAAUAACCGUGGUGGGUACGGGAUGAAUCAGUUUCAGCCACGCCGAGGUGGAGGUCCCGGUGGCCCUAUGCGUGGCGGCCUAAUGGGAAAUCCGCAUUACCGAAACCACCCUUUCCAUAACUCCAACCAGAACCGGAGGGGAGGCAACAACAACUUCAGCGGCUCGAAUAACCAGAAUUCCCAACAGAAAUCUGCGCAAAACCAGUCGAAGCCAAUUAUUCCUCCACCGAGCCCCGGACCGGCCCUCACAAUGAAGGGCCCGAUGGAGCAACAGAAACCACCGGCCCAGCAGGAGCAGCAGAAACAGAACCCUCCUGCCGAACAGUCGAAGACCCAGACUUCAACUCCAAAACCAGAGACAACCCCCGCUCAGGCCAACCAGAACCAGCAGAUCAAGACUCCGGCUGGGAAUGCCAACGCACAGCCGCCGCAGCCGCAGACCCCACAGCAAAACCCGAAACCGAAUCCACAACAAGGCCAGAAACCUGCACCGCAACAGAGCCCCAAGCCGGUUCCGCAGCAGAGCCCGAAACCCGGUCCCCAGCAGAACCAGAGGCCCGGUCCACAGCAGAACCAGAGGCCCGGACCCCAACAGAACCAGAGGCCCGGUCCACAGCAGAACCAGAGACCCGGACCCCAACAGAACCAGAGGCCCGGCCCAAGAGCCCAACAGAACCAGAGGCCCGGACCCCAACAGAACCAACGGCCCGGUCCCCAACCAGGCCAACCAGGCCAGGCCAAACGUCCCCAACAAGGCAACAAGACCGGCCCAGUCCAGGGUUCGGGCCCAAAGCCGCCCCAGAGUGCGGAACCAAUGACCGAACAGAGGCCGAAAGAGGAACCCAAAAAGAGCGAACCAGGUGAAGCAGGGAUGUUCAAGGCAGCCUUGUCCAUGUUGCUGAAGCCUGGAGAGAAGUCCUACACACAGAGAUGCCGUCUGUUUGUUGGUAACCUGCCAAAUGACAUCACAGAAGAUGAUUUCAGAAAACUUUUUGCAAAGUAUGGAGAACCUUCGGAAGUCUUUGUCAACAAAGGAAAAGGCUUCGGCUUCAUCAGAUUGGAGUCGCGGGCACUGGCAGAAAUCGCUAAAGCUGAGAUGGAUGACUAUCCGAUGAAGGGCAGACCGCUUCGUGUUCGUUUUGCUACACAUUCCGCUGCACUAUCUGUGAAGAAUCUGUCUCCGUUUGUUUCCAACGAGCUCCUGGACGAAGCCUUCUCGCAGUUCGGCCUGGUCGAGAGGGCUGUCGUUGUCGUUGAUGAUCGCGGACGCUCUGCAGGGCGCGGCAUCGUGGAGUUUGCUUCCAGAGCUGCUGCUAAAAAGGCUCUGGACCGAUGCAAUGAGGGCGUUUUCCUUCUCACUGCGUCACCCCGUCCUGUAGUUGUUGAGCCUCUGGAGCAGUUUGAUUGUGAUGACGGGCUUCCUGAGAAAUUUGUCCAGAAAAACCCAAAAUUUCAAGUAGCUCGUGAGCAGCCUCCUCGCUUUCCCCGCCCUGGCUCCUUUGAAUUUGAAUAUUCAAAACGUUGGAAGUCUCUGGAUGAGAUGGAGAAGCAGCAAAGGGAGCAAGUGGAGAAGAACAUGCGUGAAGCUCGAGAGAAACUGGAGAGCGAGAUGGAAGACGCUUACCAUGAGCAUCAGGCCAACAUGCUGCGGCAGGAACUGCUGAGGCGGCAGGAAGAGCUGCGGCGCAUGGAGGAACUGCACAACCAAGAAAUGCAAAAAAGAAAGGAAAUGCAGCUCAGACAGGAAGAAGAACGGCGCCGACGGGAAGAAGAGCUUCUCAGAAAGAGGGAAAUGGAGGAACAGAUACGACGCCAGCGUGAAGAAAAUUACAGAAUGGGAAACUUCAUGGAUAGAGACGUUGACAUUCGGAUGCACGCUGGUGGCUCCUUAGGCAUGGGAGACAUGGCCUUCAGCGGAUCCGGCCAGAACUUUGCGAUGGGUGGCCUCGGCUUUGAGGGUCAGCCUGGACUGGGAUCGUCUCCAGGAGGCAUGAUGCCCAGUGAAAUGCAGCGCAGCGAGCGCUACGUGCAGGGCGGCGCUAGAGGAAUGGGCGCCGGUGCCGCAGCGUACGGCCGCGUCCGCGAGGAGUUUGAUGGCCCCAUUAAGAAACCCCGUUUUUAAACGCUGCGUUUUGUUCCAGCAGCUCUAUUUGUAAAGCUACUCCAAGACGAACAUGUUGAGUCACAAUUAUUGUAUUUAAGUUGAAUUUGUUGCAUCAUUUUAUCCAUUUAAUUGGUUCGUUUUAUAAUUAAGUCAAUACUUUUUUUUUUUUUUUUUACUUUGUAUUGCUAUUAGUGUAGAAAGGUCACCCCGGUGUGAUCCAGUUGUUCUUUCAGACCAUGUAUCUUUUUCAUUUCUAGAUGUAUUAUUCUGUGAAUCGUCGUGAAGUGAUAACUGUAACCUUUCUGAACCUCCAAUGGCUUUGUUUGUGCCACAAAAUACUAUUUGGAGUUGAAACGUGACUAUAAUAAAGAGAAACUGGUUCCAUCAGGACAAACCUUUAGCGUUUAUUCCUAAACUUCAAUUCUGAUUCCACCAUUUUCCUACAGCAAGGUGAUAACAGAAGAAAUCCUGGCAGUAAACCAAUCACAUUGGGUCUGUGAGGGUUUUAUGGGUUAAAAGUUGGAUUAAUGACCACAUACACAUGCAGUUCAGUAUUCAGUGAAGCUUCUCAGUUGGUCCAGCUGUUUGCUCUCACUCACUUCUCUUUAGUUUGCUGAUUGGUGUACAGCAGAUCACUCCAUUGAACUCUGGUAUCUCCGCUUUCAGAGCCGCUCAUUCCCAGUAGGUCUGUGAUUUGGUGAUGGAUUGACUGUAACGCUUUGUUUCAUUAUGUCAGUGUUUACUGGAAGAGUUCAAUGUGCUUGUGACCUUUUCCACACAUUUCUGAAACGUCUUAUGAUCUUUGAGUCAGAACAGUUUCAACUAGAUUACUUUUGCUUGAAUGUUCAGAGUUUUUUAUUCUCUGAUUACUGUCAAAAUGGGAUAUUUUGUUCCCAAAAAACAUUUUUGUUGUUUGAAUUUAGUCACACAAACUACAACUCAACAAUGACUUUACUAAAUAACUGCCAUCUUAAGGGCAACAAGCCCCACUAGUUGCCUCUGGGGCGUCAGACUGGUCAAACUGUGAUGCCUUGUGACUAUUUUUAAAUCUGUUUUGUUCAGCAGCGUCACAAUUACUCAGAAUUCAUACUCCAAGUAUGAACUCCCAGUAACCGGUCCUGUGUUGAGACACUGCAGCACGGUCGGUGUGUUAAAUCCUCUUAUUUCUCCGAUACUCAGUUUUAAAUGCACAGUAGUGAAUGCAUACAUUUUCUUUUUGAAAACAACUCAAGUUUGUUCUUUUAAUACAAACUUGUAUUGAUUGAAAAGAGUACAAUUCAAACUUUUGAACUUUAAAACAUUUCACAUUAACUUUUAAAAAUUGGAUAGAGGCAUUGGUAAACCCUUCCCUCUAUGUUGCACUUCAUUUUCAGUCUCAAGUUUGAAGUAUGAAAAUAAUUUUCAUGAAAUAGAUAUUUCUAAUCUAUUUUAUUAGACAUAUCUAUGUCUAAUCUGUACAAUAUGCCAGAUUCUGUACUAAAAGUCAUCAAAUUUUUGUCUUUUGCAAAGAGGGGGAAAAUUUGACCCUUUAGCAGCUGAGUGAGCUCACUGCAUGUAGCACUUAGCAUUCGUCAACAGCUCAUUGAUUAGCCUUAGUUUAUUGAUUUUGCUGGAUCCCAACAACGGACUUGAUGACACUUUCUGUGUUUGGACUUGCGUUCUUUGAGGAUCGCCUGUUUCUCACACCAGCUGGUUGCUCUUCUGUGCUGCAUCCAUCUUUCUCUUACUGUGAGAAUUGCUUUAGUUUUGACGUCCUCCAGUUUACAUGAACUCUGUUUGAUCUUUUUCUUUUCACCUAGUUGCCAUGUUGUGACCUGUUGUACACACAUUCUUGGCAUUCAAGUUUCAUAUGGUUCUGCAUGUAAAUGUCGUUAUUAGUCAAGUCUGAGUUUGAAUUGAUACAAUAAGAGUGGUUUAUCAAGAAGAUGAAGUUUCUGCACUUCAGCAAAUGUGUCUGAAAAUGUUUGUUUCAAAGGCAGAACGACUUGAUUACAGUCAAUGAGCAGCUUUAAUGAGCAGCUCUAAGUUCUGAUGGCAGAACCCAAUAUGUUUCAAGAUUUUAUUUUAUUUUUUGUUAAUAAUGAUCUUUCAUCCAUUGCUUGAGUGGUCGUACCUUAAACCUAAAAAUAAAACCAUAAAGAGAAAACUCAGUAUGAUGUUUUUAGUUACUGAGCAUCAUGGUGUCAGUAUUUAAUGGGGAAGUCUCUCUUUCCACCUCUAGUUUCAGACUGCCAGACUUUGCCUAAAUAACAAUGUCGGAUUCCUCGGUUGUUUGUGUGACACCAUUUUGAAUAUCUGCUGGAUGACAAUGCUAAUUGCUGGGGUGAUGAUGCGCUUCUUGUAAUUGUCUACUUCGACAAGAAGAAAAGAACGCACAAAUACCAAUUUCUCACCAAAAUCUUGGCAUUUAUUUUAUACCUUGUUCCUGAGGGAUAAAUGAUCCUCUGUUUAAAGCAGCAGACAUCUCCUCAUUUAAGAGCAAGCGUUGUUGUUGUUCUGUUGCUCAUGACCUGACACCUUAUGUGUUUAGCGCCACCUUUUGAGAGGGAGGAGUAUUGUCCUUGCUGCUUGGUACCGUUAAAAAACUGGACUGCAGUUGGAUCUUCACAGGGUCCUUACUGGCCACCAUGUCCAGAAAACAAUCUUUAUUUCACUCGGGUUUCAGAGUGAAGUAGACUGGAAGCUGGCGUCUCAACUGCACUUUCCUGUUCGUAGUUUAACAUCCCAAAUAAUUACAUGGUCAGAAUAUACACUUAACAAAUACUGACUAAAUUUAUAAACAUUGAAAAGCAGUUUGGAUUUCAACUUUCCACCCUAUGUGAUGAAAUGAUUUUACUGCCAGCUUUGGCCUCUGAGCACAAUUAUGAAUUAAGGGCCUUAAAAAAAAAGGUUGUUUCACUUUUUUUUAUUUAAAGUUUUAAAGAAUCUGAAUCACAUCUUUUACUCUGGACUUAAAGUUCAUACAUUUAUCAAUUUAGACAGUUGACCACUGCUGAAGAGAUUUUUCAUUUUUAUUUUUUGUGAAAACCCAAACUUGGUGGGUUUUGGCAUGAGGAUCACCUGUGAUGGAAUCCUUGCUUGAAAACCCAGAAGUUGGAGAGGACAUGUAACCAACGUGUAAACAUCCUGUUUUUAAAAAAGGUAAUGUAUUUUUCAGCUUUAAUAUGUACGGAAAUAUUAAAGUCCCAUAAUAAAUGUCUGCGACCUUUUAUCAAUAAUUAUUGGAGAUCUAUUGUGACUAAACGUGACAUAUUUUUAGCCUUUUAGUGGAUUGUGAAUAAAAACAUGGUGUCAUUUUUAAAAAUUAACAUAAAUGUUUCACAAAUCAUCUUGUCCAUAUUUCAAAAGUGUUCUGGAUAAUUUUUGAAACUUUCAUAACUACUGACAACUUUUGUCAGAACCUGAAUAACAGAAAAUUACAUUUACAGCUAAUCCAAAAAAUAUUCAAAUCCCUGGCAGUUUUAAUGUAGACAUAAGUCUGCUUCUGUUUGUAAAUCACUCAAAAUCGCCCAAUUGGGUCACCGGAAAAACAAAAUGCAUGUUACGGUUAUGAACACUAACUCAUAAUACAGCAGUUAAAUGCUUUCUAUAAUUGCCAAGCAGUUGUUUGCAUUUUUUACUCUGGGCAAAUGUUAUUACUUCCAGUUGGUACAAUUCAGAUUAAUCUUAAAUCUUGAUCUGGCUGGCGUAUAAAUAAUUAUGGACCUUCAUGCGUUAUGGUGAGCUUUUUCCAUGUUGUACCUUCUGAUUGAUUCCCAAAAGAAACUUUGAAACAGAUUCAGAUGUCAGUUUUUGGACCUUUUUAUUUUGUCGUUUUUAUCUGUCAAACUUUUUUUCAGCUUCUUUUUGUUUUAUUUUAUUGAAGCUAGAAGACGAGAAACACCAGUUCACAACCUGUCGACGAAAUGCACUUUACCAAAAACUGUCCUUUCAGUUCAAUCAUGGACUUCCCAAAUCAAUUAAACCCAAUCUAGUUGAUCCCAGUUAUCAAACAAUCCACCAAGUGUAGAUUAGCGGUUUUCUAUCUAAGGAAACUCAACAGAUUGCAUCAGAUUAACUUCCACCUCUCACUCCUCCUGGAUGAGGAUGUAGCAACAGUGAAGAGGGAAAAACUCCCCUGUAACAGGAAGCAACUUUCAGCAGAACCAGAUCCGGACUCACUUUGAACGUCCGUCUGCUACAACCGAUUGGUGGUUUGGGAAGACAGAACACACAAAAACACACAAGCACUGAUUCAUCCGUCCAUUAUCUUACAUAAUCUUCCCUAUCUGGGUUGCGAGAAGUGCUGGUGUCUAUCUUCAAUGGGAAAGAGACGCGGUGCGACCUGGACGCAUCGCCAGUUCAUCGCAGGGCAACAGAAACAGAUAGGACAAACAACCAUGCACACACACAACCACACCUACGGAGAGUUUAGAGACCAAUUAACCGGAGUACCCUGAGAGAACCCACCAUGCAAACUCCCCCAGCCGGGAAUCGAACCCAGGACCUUCUUGCUGUAAGGCAACAGUGCUACCAACUGCACCACUGUGCAGCGCAGUGCUUUCUAUGUUAGAGAAAAAUAAGACAUUAAUGUCAGCAGUAGCUCAUUUAGAGGCUUCAUCUGGGUGAGAAACACCCAAAGAGAAACUCCGAGCCACUUUUACAGGCUAGAGAAGAACAUAUAGAGCUAAACUGAACACAAAACCAGGCACAGCUUAUUUGAAGAAAUAAAACAAGAAUGUAAAGUUUAAAGCUUUACAGCAAAUAAUGCAAUUGGAGAGUAGUAGGAGAAAAUAGGAAAGUGAGGUCAUUUUGACUUCCAGCAGCCUCAGUCUGCAGAGAAAACCCAAGAUAAUCUGAAUCAGACCAUCAGCUUUAUUGAGAAGGAAAGUUUAAAGCCUCCACUUCAAAGUUGUGUAAGAAUGUUUAAAUGCUACUUCCCAAAGAUUGAAUCAAUAUUGGAGUUUAUAACGGGUAAGCGAUUAUAUAAACUUAAUGAAAGCCAUAUUUUCAACCAAAAUCAAAUCAUACGUGACUUUUAAGAUUGGAUAAAUGUGGCUUGUUCUGCUUGGCUGUUACAUGUUUCUGUUGUAUGAAUGUUUUCUUUAACAGGUCUGACCAGCUGUAAAGGUUUUGGACUGUAAGACAUUGUAACACGGAUUUAAUUUAUAGAUCCAAGCAGCAGACAUGCUUUGUUUUAUAGUAUUUCUGGUUAUUUCUACAAGGACGAAUAGCUUUAUGGUAAGAUGAUUUUACAAGAUCAACACCCUUGCUGGGAUUUUUCUCCUGAUCUUUCCUCGGUGAAAUGAUUUCCUCUAUUUUUGGGAAAAAUUAUUUUUUAUAGUAUCACAAAUAUUUAGUUCAAAUAAUAUACUACUUGUUCUUUAAUGCAAUUUUGAAUACAAGUCCUCUUGUUUUGUCCAAUGUACUAAAAUCUUAUUGGCUCAAAAAGCUGAAGUUUGAGAUUUUGGAUGAAGUUGUGAUGAUAAUUUUCACAUCCUUCUGUUUGAGUAGAAAUCCUUAUUUACCCCCACAGCAUUAAUUAUUGUUUGUAAAAUGAGUUAUGUAAAUACUUAUGAUUUAAUGUGGUAAAUGAUGUAAAUUUGGCCUCACCGGAUUAAUGCUUUAGAUGACUUGCAAAAUAAAGGUUAUUCCUUCAUUGGAAAACGUUUUUAAAUGCUUUCAUAUAAUUUUCUAAUUAUACAAUAAGCAUUGAUGCAGGAAUUGAAGGAUGUUUGGACAUCUUGGAGUAACUGAAAAACCAAAUAAAACUGCAUAUAUCAAUGUUUAGCUUUUAUUUUCACAAUUAAACAGAAAACUAUCAUGCAUAGCAAGAUGUCAGUCAUAGUACUGAUUUAGCUAAGUUGUGUAUUUGUAUUGCUGUGUCUCUAUGUUGGUGUUGUAUACAAUUUGUUCUUCUUUAACAGGUUUGAUCAUCUUUAAGAUGUUGGACUAUGGAAAGGAACCAAGAAAGUCUGUAGCUUCUUCUGGACCGUAUUAGUUUAGUCUGUAUAGUGAAGAAAAUAGGACCAAGCACUGAACCCUGUGGUACUCCACAAGUAAUCCUGAUGUGUGAAGAUUUUUUUAACAUGAACGAACCAUAAUCUGUCAUGAAAAUACAAUCUAAACCAGAUUGGUGCUGUUCCUGGAUCUCUGCAGCAUGUUGGAGUCAUACAAUGAAUAAUGUGAUCUAACAGAACCAGAACAUGGAUCCAUUAUCUGAGGCCAUGAAAAUAUCAUUAAUUUUAAAUGGUAUCAGAAACUUCUGGUAUGAAGAUCAUAAAUGAAAGCCAGGCACUGCAAUAUGUUCCUGAUGUAUCACUGGUCAUAUGUUUAGUGCAGCCUGUCUGGUUAACUCAGAAGGAUCAGAGUUCACCAGGAAACGUUGCUCACAUGUAGCUGAGCUUUUUAACCACAAACAACAAAAAUAGACAUGAAAAUCGUUGUUUUUUGGCAGUAAGAGCUGUGCUCCAAACAGCAAUAGGAAAGUUUGAAACUAAUCGUCAGUGACAUAUGACACAAAAUCCCCUUUAAUAAAAAUAAAGUUUGAACUGUUUUGUUCUUCAUAGCUUUUUAUGUGGCCUUCUAGUCUCAAGAUAAGUUUAUCUUGAGACUGCCAAAUUACGCCAAUUUGAAAGGUGUUCAAUAUUAAUUUUAAGAAAUAUGCAAGUUUUAUUACAUCAAAUCCAGGAACUGCUAUUGAUGUUUUGUCAGUUUGUCUGUUUUCAUUCUGCCACAAUCGGCCCUUUGAGGACAUUUGUAAUCUUGAUAUGGCUGAAAAUCAAAGACUUUGAUGCCACUGAUCUAUUGAUCUCAGUGGAUUAUAGUAAAUAGCCAAUAUUUAGGCAUAAAAUGGCUCACUGACAUUAAUCACCUGUGUUGGAAAAAUGCUUUAAGUGAUUUUUAUCAACAGUGGAAGAAACGGGACUUAUUUCACGUCAGGUUUGAAUUAGGCUUAAACCCCAGUAGUUGAUUUUUACUAAGAAUUUUCUGCAGUUUAGCCUUUUGACUAUUAUGAACAAAUUAUUUUGGUGAAGUUUUUUUUUUCCAGAUUUCAUCUUGUAAAUCUGCUUUAGUGCUGACAUUCUCAUAGUUUUACUGUAGCACUGACCUGGAGGCUACCUUUGGUCUGAAACUAUUUAAUUUCUGACCUCUUAGUGAAUCAUUUUGCACUAUUUGUGCAUUCUGCUAUCCAAAGGAAAAAUGUCAGCAUUGUUUCGUCAGUUCAUCAUUAACUCCUGUUUACCUCCUUUGCAGAAGCCCUUUCGUUUCUCAUGUGCUGCUCUGGUAAAAAAAAAUAAACUUGCAGAGUAUAUACUUCCCUCGUUAAUCAUCUAACAGUUGGUGCUGCCAUAGUUUGGAUUCCUUCGACGGUUGAAAACCAAAGUUUUCUCUUAACUCUGAAGCAGAUGCUUUAUCAGCCAUGGUUGUUUUUAGAAAUGAGCUUUGUUGAUGUUUCUCACCACACAGAAAAACAAAGCUUUGGGUUUAUAGUAAUUUAUAAUAUUGUUGACGGUAUCUAAUGUCAUGACUAUGGUUCAUGGCAGCUGUUGUAAUUGACUGUUUCAACGCAAUUUUAAGAAAACAUUUUAAUUUAAUGUCCAUUAAAUUCAGUUUAUAUCAUCAUCAAUUCUCAACUCAAGGCACUUUGCAAGACAACUGAUUUAGUUAAAAUCAAGAAAUGCUUAUUCAUCUCACUGCACUCAAAUGGAUUUAUUCAAAUUCAUUAAUAAAAUCUCCCAUUUGAUCCUCAUUUUAAUGCAGUGCAAUGUAGCUUAUUACACCCAACAGUGAAAGGCUGUUUAUCCAACACACCCAGCCAGUUGGAGCAAGGAGCAAACCUUCCUUCCAACUAAUUGAUUGGAGUCGAUAUCGUUUCAGCAGUCGCCUAUCAUGAACAGGUAUGGAAUGAUGGUGGAAGACGAUGGUAGUCAGAAAAGGUAGUCUAUGUAUUCUCCAGCAGUCCAUGCCUAAAGCAGCAUAACUAGAGAUAUUUCAAGAUGGGUACAGCUGGUUUAUAUUCUGAACUUUUUCUAAAAGGUCAAGUUUUAAAAGUGUGUUGGAAAAAACACACUUGAUAAAAGAUCUGCCUCCCAUUCUACUUCACUACUGCACUUUGAAGUGCUCUGUUGGGAACAUAUGGACCAAUCAGAUCUCAUAUUUGUGAUGAGUCUUAUGGAUUUUAUGGAUCUGCUUCAGUUUUUAACUUUGUGGUUGUAAAGAAUUACAAUAGUUCAGCCUUAGAGUAACAAACACAUGGACUAGUUUUCCUGUCACUGUGGUAUGAAAUGUUUUUCAUUUUGUAAACUUGUGCAGGUGAAAGAAGGAACCUGUCCUGGUCAAAGGUGAUGCGAAGUCUUUGUAUUACUGGAGAUCCAAGUUAAGUACGGAGUUUGUUUUUCAGAUGCUCUGCUCCAAAGAGCUUCUACAUUGUCUGAAUUUAACAGCAGAAAACUGAGUUAUUCAAGUUUGUAUCUCUUUAAGAAAUGUGUGUAGUCUGCCUAAUUUAUUGGAUUCAUCAGGCUUUGAGUAUAUCAUUUGCAUAAUUGUGUAAAUAUACCCCAUUCUGUCUGCUUUAACGGAAGCACAUACACAACGAAGAAAAGGGAUCCAAGCACACGACUCUGUGGUACUCCAUAAUGAACGUGAACAAAUUAUCUGUAAGAUAAAUAUCUAAAUCAGCCUGAUGCUGUCUAUUUAUUGCUCUUUUUGUAAGAAAAGUAUUGUGAUCAACUGGAUCGAAAGCUGUCUGAUCACUAGCUGCGUUUCCAUUGACUAUAAAAUUGUGUAAAUUGCAAUUACAAGAAUAAAUUUGCUUGGAAAUGCCUAUUUAGAAAAAAAAACACCAAGUUUUUGUGCUAAGUUGACAGGGUAGUUAUUCUACUGCAUCAAAAUUGGUGUACUCCACAAAACAGCAGUGGUAAACUUUUUUUUUUUUUUUUUUUUGCAUCACAUGAAUUAUGAGAUCAACAACAGGAUGUUCCUACUGGCAGAAAUGACAAAGAUGACAGGAAGUGAUGGGAGUAAAAUGGUAUGGCAUGUUUUUCAAUAAUUUGUCAUGUGACCAAACUUGAUCACGUCUGAUUUUUAUUGCAUUUUCUAUUUAAUGGAAACACUGCAGUUGUGAAAUUGUUUUGCUUUUUUCCCUAACAUUGGCAGAAAAUACCAAUGUUGACAGAAUUUUGCCCAUUUAUAAUGGAAACACAGCUAGAUGCUGCAUGUUUGACAGUAAGUGUGUUGCUCACCUGCAGCUGAGCUUUUCAAGCCAGAAACAGACAUGAAAAUGUUUCUUGGGAUAGAGAUCUUACCCAGAAUUCCACUCUUCAACUGUGCUGUUAGAGAAAGUUUGAGCCUUUUCUCCUCAUGAUUCAAGUAAAUAAAAAUUUUAGAUUCAGGACAAAGGUCUUUAAUUUUUUUAUGUGAAGAUGGAUGUGGACGUCUGAUCUGGGCUUCAUCCUCUACCUGAACAUUUUUCUACUUGCGUUACUAUUGCUGUUAAAUGUAACAAAGCACAGAUCCUAUUUAGUUAUAAUGAGAUGUUACUUUAGCACUGUGGGCCAGGAGACUUACUGAUGCAGAACCUGCUUCAACUGAAGUAGAAAUGAAAAUGUUUCCAUCAUAGACGAGAUAUAAAACUAUUACUGAAUGUUUUAAUGACUUUUGAAUUGAAUUAUCCGGUCAGUAAUUAAAAUAAUCAGACUGACAGCAUCAGAGUUUAUUUUUACCUGGGAAUCUUUUGUGGCUGACGUACCAGGAAUCUGUGCUUCCAAGUUGACCAGCACGAAAUAUUAAUGCCAACCAUUCAGUUCAGCUCACAAAAACUGGGAAUCACACUCAUGUGUUCCAUCGCUACUUUAGGUUGGGAUUUUUAUGAAUAUGGUUUUAGAUUCAGUUGUACACUAAAGAAAGUUAUUUUCCAGCUGAAGCCUUUCCUGCCUGAACACACCCUGAAGGUUAGAUAUAAAUAGGCCUGAAACUGUCAGAUUAAUUAUAAUUUAAAUAUAAUUGAAUUGAAGUGGUCAACUGAUUUAGAAGUCAAAUUAUUGUUAAUUAGCAUUGAAAAAAAGAGCAUUGGGUGCCAUAUUUCAGCCGUAACUGCUGAAAAUGUUCAGUCAUUUUGCAUUUAGGAAAAAGACACAAAACACAAGUGGCAUAGUUUUAACUUCACCUGGUCCAAAUUCACUGAAGCAAUGCUGUUAUUGCAUUUUAGGAAAUAAAUUUAUUCAAAAUUGUGUAAAAAAAAAAAAAAAAAACAACAACAAAACCCGGCAUAAGUUAAGUAAAUGAAAAAUCUGCACAAUGUGCCAAUUUCUUUUCUUCUCUGAGUGGUUAAUCAUCAAGAUGACUAAAACAAUUGUUGGUUGCAGCUGUAGUUACAGAUAAUUGGGGUCAAGGUGCAUUGUGCAGCCUUCAGUGAGUUAUAAUUGGCUUUAUAAUUGAAUAUUUCAGAUCAGAACUGACAGCACGCAGCCUUACCUGCUGCUCUGCAUGUGUUCACUUAACAGCUAGCUCAGGGAUGGGCAACUCGAGGGCCGGUCUCCUGCAACUUUUAGAUGCGUCUCCACUUCAACACACCUGAGUCAAAUAAUGAGGUCAUUAGCUGGACUCUGAAGAACUUGACUGCACUUCGGAAGUGAUUCAGCGAUUUGAUUCAGCGAUUUGAUUGGGCUGUGUUGGACCAGGGAGACGUCUAAGAGUUACAGGCCCUCGAGGACCAGGAUUGCCCACCCCUGAGCUAGCAUCACAUUCAUGUUAAUUACUGGUGUUAGCCAUGUGUAGCGUUAGCAUCUCAGUGCUCAUUUCCAGUAGAAGAACUGGACCGACCCACAGAGGUGUAAUCUGACCUCUGACCUCCGUUGCAUCCCAACAUGAAGUGCCUCCAGUGGCAGCUUAACGUUUGCAAGUGGACGCUGUGUGUGUGUGUGUGUGGUUGUGUGGGAUGUUGGCUACCUGAGGUGCGUUAGCUGCUGUCAGAGGCUCCGCUUCUCCAUACACACAUCUCCUCUGCAGUUGGGUUACUAAGACGAUGAGUAGUUCUGCAGUGGACAGUAGAGCCUGGACUUGUUUACACUGCAGCCAGAGGUAUGCUUACACAGAUGAUCUGAACAGUAAGGUAAGUGUCCCCUCCCCUCCAUGUUUCUGAUUGCAGCUGUGCUUCUUCACUCAGGAGCACUGAGGGCUUCUGGCAUCACACUGACAGGUUGGCGUCACAGUGCAGAAACGGGCCUGGACCGACCGGGGUGUGUGGGUGGGAAUGCAGCACCAUGUUGACCUCUGCUGUAUGUGUGUGUGGGCAGUACUUUACUUUUCUCCGUAUGUUUGCAACAAUACACCCGUGUGGGUCAGAACCGGAAUCCGAAUGUGUGGAGUAACACGUCGAUAUCUCCAGGCAGAACCAGAAACAAGAUUUUAGCUCCAGUUGAACUUCUUUCAACAAGCAUUUUAUCUUUUACUGUAAAAAAUAAAAUUGAGUGGUGGGAAAUGUUUUUUUCUUUUCUAAAUGUAAAGACGGGUUGAAUUCACGCAAAUAUUCAUGGUGCUGAUCUGGGGAUGUUACAUUUUGAAGGGGUAGCAUUCUGUAAAAGUGACUUAUUUUGAGAUUUACGUCGUGUUAUUACGCUACUUCUUCAUCAAAAACAUACCUGGAGGGUUUCCUGAGCCUUCAAGGCUCAGCUCCUUCAGACUAGCCAGCAGUAAUUAGAAAGCACUGCUGGGCUCAUAGGAGCUGCUGCUCAGAGCAACGCUGGUAAAAACGUUAAAGGGUUGAUGAUAGAGGAGCCGUGUUGGGGUGACUUCCUGAAGUCAUCCUCAGCGGAGUUUCAGAAGGAGCAGGAGUUUUUAAAAAGACAAGCCAAUUUAAGGACGUUAAAUUAGGAAGUAACAUUUCUUUUGAUAUCUUUGAUUUAUAGCGGUUUUGUAAUAACCAAAAGUGUUAUACUUACUUGAUUUGCUAUAAAAAGGCACUAAUUUAUAAAACGGCCCUGUUAACGAUUUGCAACAGAUUCAGAUUUCAUUCUUAUUCAUGUGCUGCUGAUUUUCUCUUGGGUUUGUUACUUUUUUCUAUUAGAAAAACCUCAGGCAGGUUUUGUGUACAAGCUGCUACUGGAUCUGUUUCUGCUCCAUACAUGAGAGGAAAUGUUUUAGUAGAGCUGAUCCUGCAGUAUUUAUGGUCCCUAAUGCAUGAAAAAAUAUCCAAAUCAUUUUUGAAACUGUUGAACUUUGACCUAAUUAGCUCCAAUACAUGAUUGAGGUUAGGAAAAUCAGUUGGUUUCUGUUUAUUCUCUUAUCUUAAACCAUGAACUGAAGGGCAGGAAACCAGCUGAAUGCUUGUUUGUCUUCUCCUUCGUUUACAUUUUUACUUCCCAUUCCACAUGAACAUCGCUUCCUGUCAGGAACUACGGAAACGUUGGCAAAGCAACUCGAAAUCAAAUCCUGACUAAAAUUAAACAAAUAUAAUUGUCUCAAAGGUAGAAUAUUAGAUUUGAACUUUAUUUUACCAUAAAUGAAUCAUACAGUUUUAUUUUUUGGACAAAGGUCUGAAAUGUAACCCCCACUCUUGUUACCAUUUUAUAUUUGAUUUAUAGCAAAUCAGUGAAAAAUGGAAAUAAUUCCAGGAAGUGUCCCUUAAAGGGGGCCUGCUGUGCAAAAUUCACACUUUGCAUAUUUUUGAACUUGCGUUUGGGUCUCUACUGCUUUUAAAACCAACCUAGGCGCUUGAUUGGUCCAUCCUGCUGGAUUUUGGCAGCAAGUUGAUGUUUUUUAGUGUCUAGAAAAGGAGCAGUUUAAAAACCUUCAGAUUAAGUCACAAUCCAUGGUACAGUGCCGGUUCCCAGAAAACCAAACUGAGCUACAACACAUUUGGUCAGCUGGUUUUAUCGCCAUAUGCUCUGUACAGUGCCUGCUGGAAAAACUUGUUUUGUUGGCUUACUAUGCAGAAACCACUUGCUGCAUUCUUGUUGGUUGUACAGGAGGCUCUACUUCUGCUUUUCAAAAAUGUUUGUUGGAUGAUUGAGCAUCUUUUUGAAGCCUUUCUGUGACAUUCAGUUUCUGUUGUGAUGUAUUUACUGUCGGAAUUAACCCAAGUGUAAAUGUGAAACUCAGAUAUAAUUAUAUUUAAAUCAGAUUAAUGUGAAAUGAUGGGAAACGUUCAGAACUCCUGUUUGAACCCAAAACCUCUGGGUGUGAUCUCCUUACCUCACCUUCUGCAGGCGGUAGUUCUUAUUUGUUUCAUUUUUUUGUAAAAGUAAUGCACAUUUUUAUGAUCAACAAUUACAUUUUAUUUAUAAAAGCUGGUUUGAAUGAGUCAAUGAGACAUUUUUGUUCUUUUGGAGAUUUGAGUCACAGAUUUUAAGUCAGAUUCUACAAAAUCUAGCGAUUCAAAAUGUGUAUCUGGACAAUAUAUAUGUAUAUUUUUAAAUGUCUGCACAAAGUCAAACUGGCAUUUAGAGGAUUAAAAUCUAUCUGAUCAAUAUUUAAUUUUUCCAUUAAUGGAAUAGAAAAAUGUGAAGAGCAGCUUUUUGAAUUUUUAUCUUUAAUGAUACAAAGACGGUCAGUUUUUAAUCUGCUAGAGAAAAUAAUCCAGUCAAUAUUUUCUGUUUACGCAUCAAUUUAAAGUGACCUCAUUUAAAUGUUUGAAUGUUUUAUAGUUUUGAGCAAAACUGAAGUUUCAUCGAUUUAUGCAGGAAAAGUAACUUUGUUGCUUUUUUCCAUAUGUGGGCAAUGUUUUCCUUAGUUUUAAGAUUUCCAGUUUUCUAAACUCAAACUAAAAAUUGGGCCGUGUUCUAUAAUUGAGGAAAAUGUCAAUAGAAUCAACCUUAUUGAUCAGUUAUUGAUCUGGGCUGCUAAAUCAUUACAUUUGGAAAAGUGUUACUUUGCUGCAGUAAAUGCAUAAACUGUUCAGGUUUGGAUUCUUGGCAGAACCCUGAUGGGAAGAAACAAACCAAUCCAUGAAUUUGAAAAUCGUUUUAGAAGAGUUAUAUUAUAUUUUCUUAAUGACUCACUUCCUGUUUUUGCUGUAAAACGUUUCCUGCUGCAGUAAACGACCUGAUAAGUCAUUUGGUCUCUUAUUGCAGAAUAUCUGCUGAUUAUUUUAUGUUUCACUUUCUCUUGCUCCUGAACUGGAGGCGAACCUCUUCAUGUUGGUACUGGAAGCGCCGUGGUUUGGACCGGGUCGGGCUUUUUUUAAAAUUUCCUCUGCAGUUUUUCUGUGUCUGAGUCUAAACUUCGGGUCAGUCGAUGGUCGUCUUGGUUCUGUUCAGCUGAUUGUUUGUAGUCGUGUUGGCAGGGAAAUAUUUCAGCCAACAGAACCAGAAGAUUUGGAUCAGAACCGGCCUGUGGUUGGUGUUCAGUGUGGAAACUCUUCUUCUCUAGCUCAUGGAGGUUCUGGUUCUCCCAGAUCCUCAGAGGAAGUUUUAUCCAUCUGCACUGUGACCCAUUUCUCCAAACAGAACCUUUUUAUCCAAUCGGCCCAAACCGCCCCUCCCGUCUCAGUGUGAUGCCAGAAUGUCCCUGUUGACCUUAGAUGACCCCUUGUGUCUAAAAGGGCGUCGAGUCUUAAAGUGUUGAUGCCGCUCUGCCGGGUCGGUACCAGCUGCGGUACCAGGACCGCCUUCAUGCCUGCUGACUCAAACAGCAGCUCAUUCUAACUGAUUCUAACACGACCUGUGUCCCGACACACAGCUGCUGACCAAUCACAGCCAGGCUCUCACUCUGUGUUCUUCUCACCUCAGGAGCCUCGACCAAUCAGAGGAGGCUGACGGUUCCACCUGAGCAGCCACGGUAAAAAUCACACCUGAAGUCUGAGAGCAGGAAGCCACAGAGGCUGAAGUCUGAAUCCAUCAGGAAGAUUUAAAACAACUCGGUGCAGGAAGGGAGAGAUGCAGGUGGCGCUGCAGUACCGGGAUGCAACCAGCAGGGGGAGACAUCCAGCAGACAGAUUCUGUUUUUUCUGUUGGAAAAUAAACGAGCAAAAAAUUUUUGUUCAUGCCUGAGUUUAUUCAACUGAAAGAAGCAAAAGUUCAGGCUAUAUAAGCCCAGAGUUGAGUAGUUUAGUUACAUUUACUUGAGUAAUUUGGGGGCAGAGAGAUUUGUACUUUUAGGGAGUAUUUAUAUUACAUGAUACUUUUUGCUUUUGCUUGAAGCAUUAAGUAAAAUUUAUGAAUAUUCUACUGGUGAGAGUAACUUCACUGAAUGAAGAACAAACUCGUUUUAACUAAAAAUUCCCCAGACAUGCCUGCAGUGUUUAUUUGGAAAAAUGUUUCUCUUGCUGGAUUUGUAAUCAUUUAAUUUUGGUCUGUAAAAAAACAUUUCCACAUAAAUUUAUAUUGUGGUCCAUUUGAUAAUGCAUUUCUUAAACAUUAAAUAAUUGUUCUGAUCAGUUA